Messenger RNA from Macrobrachium nipponense, 1545 nucleotides. RefSeq lists its product as uncharacterized. Lineage: Eukaryota; Metazoa; Arthropoda; Malacostraca; Decapoda; Palaemonidae. The coding region runs from base 25 to 1422 and encodes 465 amino acids. The record is from RefSeq and is a predicted model, not a curated record. The transcript has a single exon.
UGAGUCAGAGUGAGUCUACUAGUCAUGGCGGAUGAGGGCGAUGAUGGAUGCGAUGAUCCAGGCACUCCCCCAAGGGCAGUAAAGAAAGUGAAAUAUUCUCAGAAAUAUUCACUUAACUGGGAAUCACUUCCGUUGUUCAAGGGAUGUCUGCAACCGAGUGUGAAGAGUAAAAAUAGAGCUUAUUGCAAAGCCUGUGAUUGUGAACUUAAUGCAAAGAAAUCUGAGCUAGAGAAACAUGCAGGUGGACAGAAACACAAAACUAAUGUCAGUAGUGCUGCCAAACAACCUACCCUAUUGUCAAUGUCAUUUGCUAGAGGACAUUCAUCGCUGGAUAAGGAGGUAAAAGAAGGUGAAAUAAGACUAGCAGCAUUUGUUGCAGAACAUAACCUACCUAUGAGUAUUAUGACACAUUUACCCCAACUAAUAGAAUGUGUAUGUAGUGACUCUCAGAUUGCUAAACAUAUUGCAUGCAGUAGAACGAAGACUACUGUAAUACUCAAGAAAGUAAUUGGUGCAACUAGCAAGGAAGAGCUGAUUAAUAAUCUAAAAACUCAAAAGUUUUCUAUUAUAGUUGAUGAGUCAACCGACAAAGGUUGCACUAAACACCUGUGCCUACUUGCACGUCUGAUACAUGGCGGUGAAGCUAAUGAUGUUUUUCUUGAUUUAGUCCCUGUACAGGAAGGAAGUGCUCAAAGCUUGUAUGAUAGCGUUGUUAAAGUAUUUGUAGAUAAUGGAAUUCCCUACAAAGAGAAUAUGAUAGGUUUUGCACCAGAUGGUGCUAACGCUAAGAUGGGUGCUCAUAAUUCCCUGUCUUCUCGCCUUGUGACUGAUGUCCCUAAUCUGUUCAUUAUGAAAUGCAUCUGUCAUUCAUUCCAUUUGUGUGCCUCAUAUGCUUGCAUGAGUCUUCCAAGGGCAGUUGAGCAGCUGACAAGAGAUAUAUAUAAUUAUUUUAUGUCAAGUCCUAAGAGGUUAUCAGAGCUGAAGGAAUUCCAAGAUUUUGUGAAGGUUAAGCCACACAAAUUGUUGCAUCCCAGUCAGACUCGCUGGCUGUCCCUUCAGGCUGUAGUGCGUCGGGUUCUAGAACAGUAUGAUGCAUUAAUACUUUAUUUCACUGAUGCUGCCUUCUCAGAGAGAAUUAUAGCAGUAGAAAAGAUCUUGCAUUACUUGAAAGACCCUACAAAUAAGUUGUAUCUUCAGUUUCUAGAAUUCAUUUUGCCUUUUUUUACUGACCUAAACAAGAUGAUGCAGUCUGAGAGGCCAAAGAUUCACUUGAUGUAUGACUCAGUGUCUGUUGUGUGUAGGACCAUUAUGGAUUGUUACAUAAGAAGGGAUCAUCUACAGAACACUGCAAUUCAAAAUGUUCAGUACAGAAACCCCUCACACUUUCUACCUCUAAAUGAGAUUUACUUGGGAGGAAAGUAACAGCAGCUAUUGCACAAAACACUCAUGGCUUGUCUCGCCCAAAUUUAGAGGAAUUUCAAAAGCAUUGUUUAAACUUUCUGGUUGAGAGUGUGAGUCAAAUAUUAAAAAGGUUUCCCUUCAGAA